AUGAGCACUGUGUUUCAUACUACGGCGGUGUGGGCGGCGCUGCUGCUACAGCUGGCAGUCGUAGCGGCGGCGCCCUGGAACACGGGCUGCCUCUUCUCCAGGGACCCAGACUGUUGGCGAUCGCACGCAGGAGAUGGAGGGGAUGGUGGAAAUGGAGGUAAUGGUGGAGAUGCAGGCGACAGCAGCAAUGGUGGUGAUGCCGGUGAUGGAGGAGAUGGUGGUGAUGGAGGCAAUGGUGGUGAUGCUGGAGAUGCAGGUGAUGGUGGAAAUGGCGGCGAUGGUGGAGAUGGAGGUGAUGGAGGUAGUGGUGGUGAUGCUGGCAAUGGAGGUGAUGCUGGCAACGGAGGUGAUGGUGGCAAUGGUGGUGAUGGAGGUGAUGUAGGAAAUAAUGGUGAUGCUGGAGAUGGAGGAGAUGGAGGUGAUGGUGGCAAUGGAGGCAAUGGUGGUGAUGGAGGUGAUGGUGGAAAUGGUGGUGAUGGUGGAGAUGGCGGGGAUGGAGGCAGUGGUGGUGAUGCUGGCAAUGGAGGUGAUGGUGGCAAUGGUGGUGAUGGAGGUGAUGGAGGCAAUGGUGGUGAUGCUGGUGAUGGAGGAGAUGGUGGUGAUGGUGGUGAUGGAGGCAACAGUGGUGAUGCUGGUAAUGGAGGUGAUGGUGGAAAUGGAGGCGAUGGUGGAGAUGGAGGUGAUGGAGGCAGUGGCAGUGAUACUGGUGAUGGAGGUGAUGGAGGUGAUGGUGGAAAUGGCGGUGAUGGUGGAGAUGGUGGUGAUGGAGGUGAUGGAGGCAAUGGUGGUGAUGCUGGAGAUGGAGGAGAUGGUGGUGAUGGAGGCAACAGUGGUGAUGCUGGUAAUGGAGGUGAUGGUGGAAAUGGAGGCGAUGGUGGAGAUGGAGGUGAUGGAGGCAAUGGCAGUGAUACUGGUGAUGGAGGUGAUGGUGGAAAUGGCGGUGAUGGUGGAGAUGGUGGUGAUGGAAGCAGUGGUGGUGAUGCUGGCAAUGGAGGUGACGGUGGCAAUGGUGGUGAUGGAGGCAAUGGAGGUAGUGGUGGUGAUGCUGGAGAUGGAGGAGAUGGUGGUGAUGGUGGUGAUGGUGGCAAUGGUGGUGAUGCUGGUGAUGGAGGUGCUGGUGGAAAUGGUGGUGGUGGUGGAGAUGGAGGUGAUGGAGGCAGUGGUAGUGAUGCUGGCAAUGGAGGAGAUGGUGGUGAUGGUGGUGAUGGAGGCAAUGGUGGUGAUGCUGGUGAUGGAGGAGAUGGUGGUGAUGGUGGCAACGGUGGUGAUGCUGGAGAUGGUGGAAAUGGAGGCGAAGGUGGUGUUGGAGGUGAUGGAGGCAGUGGUGGUGAUGCUGGAGAUGGUGGAGAUGGUGGCAAUGGAGGAAAUGGCGGUGAUUCUGGCGAUGGAGGUGAUGGUGGAAAUGGAGGUGAUGGUGGAGAUGGAGGUGAUGGAGGCAGUGGUGGUGAUGCUGGGAGUGGAGGUGAUGGUGGAAAUGGAGGCGAUGGUGGAGAUGGAGGUGAUGGAGGCAAUGGCAGUGAUACUGGUGAUGGAGGUGAUGGAGGUGAUGGUGGAAAUGGCGGUGAUGGUGGAGAUGGCGGUGAUGGAAGCAGUGGUGGUGAUGCUGGCAAUGGAGGUGACGGUGGCAAUGGUGGUGAUGGAGGCAAUGGAGGUAGUGGUGGUAAUGCUGGAGAUGGAGGAGAUGGUGGUGAUGGAAGUGACAGUGGCAAUGGCGGUGAUGCUGGUGAUGGAAGUGAUGGUGGAAAUGGUGGUGAUGGUGGAGAUGGAGGUGAUGGUGGAAAUGGAGGCGAUGGUGGAGAUGGAGGUGAUGGAGGCAGUGGUGGUGAUGCUGGCAGUGAAGGUGAUGGUGGCAAUGGUGGUGAUGGAGGUGAUGGAGGCAAUGGUGGUGAUGCUGGAGAUGGAGGAGAUGGUGGUGAUGGUGGCAAUGGUGGUGAUGCUGGUGAUGGAGGUGCUGGUGGAAAUGGUGGUGAUGGUGGAGAUGGAGGAGAUGGAGGUGAUGGAGGCAGUGGUAGUGAUGCUGGCAAUGGAGGAGAUGGUGGUGAUGGUGGUGAUGGAGGCAGUGGUGGUGAUGCUGGUGAUGGAGGAGAUGGUGGUGAUGGUGGCAAUGGAGGCAAUGGUGGUGAUGCUGGAGAUGGUGGAAAUGGAGGCGAUGGUGGUGAUGGAGGCAGUGGUGGUGAUUCUGGAGAUGGAGGUGAUGGAGGCAGUGGUGGUGAUGCUGGAGAUGGAGGAGAUGGUGGUGAUGGAGGCAAUGGUGGUGAUGCUGGAGAUGGAGGAGAUGGUGGAAAUGGAGGUGAUGGUGGUGAUGGAGGUGAUGGAGGCAGUGGUGGUGAUGCUGGAGAUGGAGGAGAUGGUGGUGAUGGAGGCAAUGGCAGUGAUGCUGGCGAUGGUGGUGAUGGUGGAAAUGGUGGCGAUGGUGGAGAUGGAGGUGAUGGAGGCAGUGGUGGUGAUGCUGGCAAUGGAGGUGAUGGUGGCGAUGGAGGUGAUGGUGGAAAUGGCGGCAAUGGUGGAGAUGCAGGUGAUGGAGGCAGUGGUGGUGAUGCUGGCAAUGGAGGCAAUGGUGGUGAUGCUGGAGAUGGUGGAAAUGGCGGUGAUGGUGGAGAUGGAGAUGAUGGAGGCAGUGGUGGUGAUGCUGGCAAUGGAGGUGAUGGUGGAAACGGUGGUGAUGGUGGAGAUGGAGGCAAUGGUGGUGAUUCUGGCAGUGGUGGCAGUGGAGGAAGUGGAGGAGAUGGUGGUAAUGGUGGAAGUGGUGGCAGUGAUGGCAGUGAUGGUAGUGAUGGCACUGAUGGCAGUGACGGAGGCAAUGGUGAUGAUUCUGGAAAUGGAGGUGAUGGUGGUGAUGGAGGAGAUGGAGGUAAUGGAGGCAGUGGUGGUGAUGCUGGCGAUGGUGGUGAUGGUGGAGAUGGAGGUAGUGGUGGAGGUGCUGGUAAUGGUGGCGAUGGUGGAAGUGGUGGUGAUGGUGGAGAUGGAAGUGAUGGAGGCAGUGGUGGUGAUGCUGGUGAUGGUGGCAAUGGUGGUGAUGGAGGCAAUGGUGGUGAUGCUGGUAAUGGAGGUGAUGGUGGAAAUGGUGGAGAUGGAGGUGAUGGAGGCAGUGGUGGAGAUUCUGGCAAUGGAGGUGAUGGUGGAAAUGGUGGUGAAGGUGGAGACGGUGGCAAUGGUGGUGAUUCUGGCAAUGGAGGUGAUGGUGGAGAUGGUGGUGAUGGUGGAAAUGGAGGCAGUGGUGGUGAUGCUGGUGAUGGAGGUAAUGGUGGCAAUGGUGGUGAUGGAGGUGAUGGUGGUGAUGCUGGUAAUGGUGGAGGUGGAGGAAGUGGAGGUGAUGGUGGAAAUGGAGGAGAUGGAGGAGAUGGAGGCAGUGGUGGUAAUGGUGGCAACGGAGGUAAUGGUGGAGAUGGUGGUAAUGGAGGUAAUGGUGGAGAUGGUGGAGAUGGCGGUAAUGGAGGUAAUGGAGGUGAUGGUGGAGAUGGUGGUGAUGGUGGCAAUGGAGGUAAUGGAGGUAAUGAUGAUGAUGGCCAGUCUAAUAAUGAAAGUGGCAGCAGUGAUGGAGGCAGUGAUUCUGAUGGUGGCAUUGGUGACUGCCCGGCCGUCGGCAGUUGUCCAUUACACGAAGAUGCUGGAUCAGAUGUUACACUGUUGCCCCAUGCCACUGAUUGUGGACAGUAUUGUGUAUGUGACCAUGGCGUUCCAGUAGCCAUGCCUUGUCCUGCAGGACUCCACUUCAACCCAGAGCUGAGAGUCUGCGACUGGCCAUAUGCUGCUGGUUGUGAGGUACAGAACUAA
This is a messenger RNA of Schistocerca serialis cubense, 3774 nucleotides long. RefSeq lists its product as uncharacterized. NCBI's taxonomy places the organism in Eukaryota, Metazoa, Arthropoda, Insecta, Orthoptera, Acrididae. Gene Ontology annotation, molecular function: chitin binding. Bases 1 to 3774 code for a protein of 1257 amino acids. Gene Ontology annotation, cellular component: extracellular region. The record is from RefSeq and is a predicted model, not a curated record. The transcript is spliced from 3 exons.